Messenger RNA from Magallana angulata, 3269 nucleotides. Its product is annotated as E3 ubiquitin-protein ligase KCMF1-like. Lineage: Eukaryota; Metazoa; Mollusca; Bivalvia; Ostreida; Ostreidae. Gene Ontology annotation, biological process: synaptic signaling. Gene Ontology annotation, cellular component: plasma membrane. The transcript is spliced from 7 exons. The coding region runs from base 184 to 1692 and encodes 502 amino acids. The record is from RefSeq and is a predicted model, not a curated record. Gene Ontology annotation, molecular function: zinc ion binding.
GCUCUAACGAGAAACAACGUGACGUCAUCAUGAAACCCACUUGCCAAGAAUGUAACCUUGGAAUUAUCUGAAUUAAGCUUAUGUUUGAUUGAUUAUAGUCUUUUUUAAUUGUAUCUGAAAGUAGAAUUAUCCAAUAAGUCAAUAGCAUUUGUCAGAAGGGUCAUUUUCCCGUUUCUGAGUAGAAUGUCUCGACAUGAGGGGGUCAGCUGUGAUUCUUGUCUGAAGGGAAACUUUCGCGGGCGUCGCUACAAAUGUCUGGUGUGCUACGACUAUGACUUGUGCUCAACCUGCUUUGAGGCUGGUGCUACAACAACCAGGCACACAGCUGACCACCCGAUGCAAUGUAUUCUCACCAGGAAUGAUUUUGAUUUGUACUAUGGAGGAGAAGCUUUAACAGCAGAACAACCUCAGUCUUUCACUUGUCCCUACUGUGGAAAGAUGGGCUACACAGAUGCCACACUUCAUGAGCACGUCACUGCAGAACACGGGGAGGCCUCCACAGAAGUGGUCUGUCCUAUCUGUGCAUCACAUCCAGGUGGGGACCCAAACUGUGUGACCGAUGAUUUUGCAGAACAUCUCUCAAUACAACACAGAACACCAAGAGAAUUCGAUGAACCAGCGGGAGUUCGACAUGUUCGUAGAAUCCCCCACCCCGGCCGAGGUGUGAGCGGCACUAGGACGAGGCGGGCCAACAUGCACUUCUCGUCUGGAGGGUCGGCCCUGUCUGGACUGUCUCCCGGCACACGGGACACCAUGGAUCCAAUUGCCGAGCUUCUGUCUCAAUUGUCCAGUGUUCGCAGUCGAGCUGCGGCAGCACAGAGUGUAUCUUCACAGCUACAACAGCUCGAGAUGCAGCUGCAGUCAACAAGUUUGGAGAGCUCACAACACUCUUAUCUACCCUACAGACAACAACUAGAGAGACUACCGAACAGGCGGCAGGUGGAGUCUAGUAAAAGUAAUGUGACUAAUUCAGCGAAUUCAGGGAGCUCGACAGAUAACCAAGGCGGACAGGCACAGACCAGUGCCAACAACGCUGCCAAGUCUAACUCUCCGUAUUUGUUGGUUAGGUGUAUGGAGAAUGCGGAUAAUGCCAGCAAGAGUAUCGGUCAGGAGGCAUAUGAUAGGAGUAUAUUUGUACAAGAACUGUUGUUGUCAACUUUAACAGAGCAACUUCAUGUGUUAGAGGAGACAUCAGUCUGUAUAGAGGAAGAGGCUCCGCGGUUAUCUCCCCCUAGUGAUGAGGCACCGGAGAGUGUGUCACCUUCAAAUUCGAGCACUCACAACAAAGUUCCUCCUACAAAGCCACCUACGUCGGAGAAAAGUAGUUCUACAACGUUGGCCAAAGCACAACAGCCCACUGGCGGAGGAGGAGGGGGUGGUAUGGCCGCUAACGGAUCGGGGGUGACGUCAUCAAGCUCACGAGGGGGACCGUCUCAAGGCGCCUCGCCUGUCGUCCGCCAGGGUCACAGUUCUCACGGAGGAGUACAGCAAAUGUACAAUUCACACUCUGGGGGUAAUUCUAUGUCUGCACUAGCAGGGGCCAGCAUGAGUAAUCCCGUGCCAUUGCCGGGGCGACCCCUCUCGGGGGGCAGAGAGAGAGACAAUAGAAUGAACCCUGCUGCUGUCAAGAAAACAAUGUUCAAGCCCAUGCCAACAUCUCAAAUGUCAGAUCGGGAACCCCCACCCCAUUGAGAGUGACAGUGGAGUCCUACCUGUAUUCAAAGCAUCUUAAAAUCCAAAAGACAGUGGAUAUGUGUUAGGAUAUAUAUUUAUUUGCUUGUAAAAUAAUGAUUUUUUUUUUGUUUCAUUGAUCUAUUAAUUCAUGAAAAAAAUUGUAGUGUAACUUGUCGAUAUUCAUUUAAGAAAAAAUUAUACGCCAAGUUGUGUAUACAUCUUAUGAAAAAGUGGCAGAUGGUAAUAUCAUUUGCUAAUGUGGUUUUCUCUUUUCUAAAUGUGUACUGUGUGUACAUUUUCUUAUAUCAUGAUAAUUUAUCUGUUCCCCAAUAUUGGAUUUGCCUAUCCGCUGUGAUAUAUAGAUGUGCUAUCCAUUUAUGCUAAACUUAGGAGACAGUACUACAAGGCCAUUCCAAUCUAAUGUUUUGUUUUUCAAGUAGCAAGAAAGAGAUCAGUAUGUGAUUUAUAACCCAAACCAUCACCCAGUUUGUGCUCUGCAGGAAAAAAAAACUGUACAUGUAUUAUACCCUGCUAUACAUGUAGUUAAUGUAUUUCAUUUGAUUUUCAAGUACGAGAAACUUACUUUGUUGAUACAGUUCAUUUCUGUUUAAAAUUUCAAAUCUUUACAUUGAUUGGAAAAGCAAAGAUUUGAAUGAAGUUAAAGCAUGUGCACAGUAUUUCUCAGAAGUACCUUUUUAUCACAUUCGACUAUUUAGUGUCCUUUUUAUAAAUUAAAAAGGUCACUUGGUAGUUUAGUAAUUUACAUGUUGCUUUAGGAAGUAAAACUUUGAACAAGAUGUGUUGUCUUGUGUAAAUCAAAACUCUAUCCUUUCUGAAAAAGCACUGUGAAUGUGGAAUUCCUAGCGAAAUAAAAGUUUUGAUUUACAAUUUCUUUACUAUUUUUCCAAGAAUCUGGAGGGUUGAUUUGGUUUUUUUUUUUUUUUUUUUUUUUUUGGUUCAUGAAUGAAAUGUUUUGAAUUGUUCCAUGAAAUUGUAAUGACCUAUUACAGGGAAAGUACUGGAGGAAUGUCGACUGAUGAUUUGAAAAUUUUAUAUUAAAAUUUGAACAAGUACUUGCAAUUAAUCAAAUGCAUACACUUGUUUGUUUAUAUAAAUGUGUACCCAUGUGAUCUAUAAUCUAACUGGCUUUUACUGUAUGGUUGUCAUACACUAAGAAGAUUGUUCUUAUUACUUUUGUUGUUGCUUAGUCGUUCCACAUCAAUGCUGUAUCUAUCCACACAGGAAAAUUGAUAAACCCAAAAAUGAAAUCAAAUGUUAUGUAUCCUUAUUAUAGAAGAAACCAUCUCAACACAAUUUUUUUAUAUAAAGUUAUGACUCUUAAACAGAUGUGAUCAAAAUCAAUCGAGCAUUGUUUGUUCAUGUACUCCAGAGCACAUUUCUCUCUCUUUUUCUAAAUGAUAGAAAGCCAUCGGGAAUCUGUUCUGUUUUUUGUAAUGUAGACCGAUUGUAUGUUGUCUUGCAUUGGGGAAAAGUAUUGAGGUUUACGUUGAGCACGAAGUCUUGUGUCUGGGUUAUUAGUAAGUAAGAGAGUGAGGAGUUCUUUGAAAAUGGAAUAAAUUCCUAAUGUAAAAUUA